AUGAUUUCUGACAUCACCCCGAGGUGGUUGGAUGUGGGAGCUCAUAUUGAGAAGAGGGAUAUGAACAUCACCUCCCGGUACUGGUUUGGCUUCAUCAGCAGCACUAUCAUGCCAUCCCAGAAGAAGUCCAUCCUACGUCAUCCUAAGGUGGCUUACCUUGGUUCUAUCAUGGUUAGGAGGCAAAUCGACCUGGGACUGCUAGUUUCACAGGAGAUGGUUUUGAGAGCCAAACAGACACAUACAUCCCUGCCAUUUCCUAUUCUGAUUACUGAGUUAUGCCAGAGUGCUGGGGUACCCCGAGAGCCUUCUAGCGAUAUAGAAGUCACUCCAUUUUUCUCCACUGAUAUCCGGAGUAUAGAGGCAGAAUUUACACGUGAUAAGGAUGAUAGGAGAAGAGCAAACCCAACAGAUACUUCUCCAGAGGUCAAUGUUGACUCAUUCUCGGCAGCUACACCUUCGUCCACCCCGACAUCUGAGCCCUCAGGUAUACCAGCUCCUGCUACUUCUUCCUCACAGGAUCCAGGUGCUUCCUCAUCCUCCCAGCCUGCAAGAAUCACUCAGCCCAUGAUCCUGAAGAUGGGGCAGUUGGCCUAUUCAGUUGAUGUGAGAGCUACCAGACUGGAAAGGUAUGUUCCAGAGAUGAUUGACAGGGCCAUACUAGCAGAACUUACUCCCAUUCAGACUUCUGUUGAUGCCUUGACAGUGAGAGUUAUGGCUUGUGAGAGAAGACAAAGGGAAACCUCUAAGGUGACGGCCCUAAAAGCUGAGAUUGCAAGUUUGAGGAAGGACGUAGAUUACCUUAAGUCUACCGACUUCACUUCACUCAUAGAGAGAGCAGAUGAUAAGGAUGUUCCUGUGACCACCGGAGAUGUGCAAGAGGAUAGUGCAGCACAGGAAGAGUCGGAUGUAGAAAUUGAUGAGGAGAUAAAAGAGAGCCAAGAUGCGAGCAUAUUCAGAGAUCUGCCAAAUAUAGUAGAGACAGUUACGUCCACAGCAGCCCCUAGUGGAUCUGGCACUGCUUUUCCAUCUGAGACUACUCCGGAAAAUAAUGCCCCAGCAGAUAGAGAGACUGCGUAG
Messenger RNA from Solanum tuberosum (potato), 1077 nucleotides. RefSeq lists its product as uncharacterized. The coding region runs from base 1 to 1077 and encodes 358 amino acids. The record is from RefSeq and is a predicted model, not a curated record. The transcript has a single exon. NCBI's taxonomy places the organism in Eukaryota, Viridiplantae, Streptophyta, Magnoliopsida, Solanales, Solanaceae.